Molecule: messenger RNA, 2448 nt
Organism: Aspergillus terreus NIH2624
Lineage: Eukaryota; Fungi; Ascomycota; Eurotiomycetes; Eurotiales; Aspergillaceae
Product: Elongator subunit ELP2
Exons: 2
Coding region: 1-2448 (815 amino acids)
Biological process (GO): tRNA wobble uridine modification
Cellular component (GO): elongator holoenzyme complex
Molecular function (GO): protein binding
Source: RefSeq, a predicted model, not a curated record
AUGGUGUCCAUCACAACCAGCUACAUCAGUGUCGGGGGAAACAGGCAUCCAGCCGCCGCAGACUGGGAUGUCCAGUCGGGUGUGCUCGCCUUUGGCGCAGACAAUAAUGUAGCUUUGUGGGAUCCAAGGCUAAUUUGUGGGUUGCGCGCACAGGACACUUCCCAACGCGGGGUCUAUGCUCUACUCGUGGGCCAUACCGACAAGGUCAGCGCCGUCCGAUUCUAUACCUGCCCCAAGACGGGAAUCAAACUUAUCAUCACCGGCUCUGUCGAUCAUACCAUCCGGCUAUGGAAAGCCGACCCUGUCGAUUCUCGCAAGUUCACGCUCGUCCAGACUCUGAAAGGCCACACAAGCUCUGUCAAUACUGUUGCUAUCGCAGAUGGCGCAGAGAUUGUUGCCUCGAGUGCAGCAGAUGGGACUGUGAAGAUUUGGAGGAUUUCAUCUGAACCGGAGAUCAGAGGUGAACUCUUGAAGUCUAUACCGAUGAAACCGCGGUUCUUCCCGCUUGCGCUGGGACUUCACCUGCUCCAGACGGACACAAAUGACGCGCCCUUAGUUUUGGCGGUUGCAGGCACCACAAACAUCGUACAAAUCUACGUAUCCGAGAGAUCUGACACCGAAACGGACUUUAAGUUUGCUGCUGUGCUAUCUGGACAUGAAGCCUGGGUGCGCUCACUCUCAUUCACAAAAGACAAGCAGAGUCAGACUGGGGACCUGCUUCUGGCUUCUGCAAGUCAGGACAAGUACGUUCGGCUCUGGCGGCUCCAGAAAGGAGACGCUGCACCCUCGGAGCCUAAGGAUGAUGACGACCCCAUGUUGGGUGGGUUGGAGCCUACGUUGUCCAACAAGGCUCACCAAUUCCAUGCAGCAGGCUCGAAGUACUCUGUUACUUUUGAGGCUCUCUUGUUUGGAAACGAAGACUGGAUCUAUACGACAUCUUGGAACCCUGACCCGGAUCGCCAGCAACUCCUCACCGCCUCUGCGGAUAACACACUGACCAUCUGGGAACAAGACUCCGUGUCGGGUGUUUGGGUGUCUGUGGAACGGAUGGGUCAGAUCAGUGUACAAAAAGGCUCUACGACCGCUACUGGAAGUACCGGUGGAUUCUGGAUUGGGCUCUGGUCACCGGACGGCAAGCAAGUUGUCACUCUAGGCCGCACUGGAAGCUGGCGGAAAUGGGAUUAUGAUGCGGAAUCCGACCUCUGGAAUCAAGCGCUGGGUAUCUCUGGACACGUGCGAUCCGCCAAUGGUAUACAAUGGGAGCCUAACGGGGGGUAUCUACUGUCGACUAGUGCAGAUCAGACCACACGUCUGCAUGCUCAAUGGCUACGCGAUGGGGUGACCUCCUGGCAUGAGUUCUCCAGACCGCAGAUCCACGGGUACGAUUUGAACUGUGUUGAUACGCUAGGGCCGGCACGUUUCGUUUCUGGUGCAGAGGAGAAGCUCCUCCGGGUCUUCAAUGAACCCAAACCGAUAGCCAAGUUGCUUGAGCGACUGAGCGGAGUGAAGCAGACUACAGAAGCGGAGUUGCCAGACACGGCCCAGAUCCCAGUCCUGGGCCUGUCCAACCAAUCCAUGGGCGAAGAGGCCGCGGCAGACGGCGAUGCCGACACGGCUGCAGAAGUUAGCAAAACACAGGAAAACCAGACGAUACUUGCGGAAUCGGACCGGCCUCCCCUCGAGGAUCAGCUCGCUCGCUUUACGUUAUGGCCUGAGCACGAGAAACUCUACGGCCAUGGCUAUGAAAUCUCCGCAGUAGCAGUGAGCCAUGAUCGUACAAUCAUUGCCACUGCUUGCAAAGCUAGUUCGAUCGAUCACGCCGUGAUUCGUCUCUACGACACGUCUAGCUGGCACGAAAUCCGGCCGUCACUUGCAGCCCAUACAUUGACGAUCACGAGUCUUUGCUUCUCCGAUGACGACAAGUAUUUGCUUAGUGUUGGACGAGACCGCCAGUGGGCUCUCUUCUGUCGGAGCGAUGAAGAGCCGUCCACUUUCAAACUCCUCACAUCAAACCCGAAGGGCCACUCUAGGAUGAUUCUAGAUGCUGCCUGGGCCCCCGGCACGGAGACUCCCAGCUUCGCAACCGCUGGUCGAGACAAGUCCGUGAAGCUUUGGCAAUUGGACGAGGGGAACUUCACGUGUAAGGUGACCAUUCCAUUGAAGACUCCGGUCACUGCCAUCUCCUUCCUCCCAUUGGCACAGAAUGCCUCGUUCGUUCUCGCGGUCGGCGAGGAGAGCGGGGAGCUGUCUGUCUACCAGAUUGCGGCACAGACGCUGGAGGCUACUUGUAUCGCAAACAUUGACAAGGCCAUGUCACCUUCGAAGGCGAUUACUCAAUUAGCAUGGCGACCUACUGCAGUGAAAGAUGGCGGAAGUAGAUUUGAGCUUGCUGUUGCAAGCGAAGACACCUCUAUGAGGAUAUUUGAGAUUCAGAACAUAUUCCCAUAG